UGGCGGUCUCUGUGCUGUCGGGGUCGGGCACUGGAUGAAGGGGCCAGGGGGCGGGCGCCUCCUGCUCCCCGCCUACAGUCCCCGAGCUCUGGCUCCGCCGCAGCGGCGCGGGAUGUUCGGGGUGUCCGGGAUGAAGAGCUCGAAGCCCAGCUUCAGGUCCUAUCUGCCGGCGGCUCAGAGCCCGCUGCCCAGCCCGGCCGAGGUGAGCCAGCGCUGCCAGAGCAAACUGCUGCCCGGAGAGCUGGUGGUGAGUGAGACGUGUAACGUGAGGAAGUGCAUUGCAGCGGACACGAGUGUACAUGAUCUGUACGGAUCUCUGAUCUGCACUAACUUCAGGAUUUCCUUCAUUACCAAGGACGUGACCCCUUUUCAGAAAUUUCAAUACCAAAACCUAUUGCUGGAGGAGCACGAUGUAUCUCUGACUUGUGUGGAACGAGUUGUCGCAGUAAACGAUGCUCGGAAGAAAAGGAAGGUCCUGAGCUCCAACCAAUUCCUUAAGUUUAAUCCCAAUGAACUGAUCAUUUAUUGCAAAGAUUUCCGUAUCAUACUGUUCCGCUUUGACGAAGCUGUUCCUGAAUCUGCCAGGAAGCUCUGCCUUGCGAUUGCACAUUAUUCACAGCCAAAAGAUCUUCAGCUGCUGUUUGGGUUUGCGUAUGUUCGAGAGCAGCACCAAAAUCCGGAUACCAAAGUGAAUGGUGAGUUUGGAGAUGGGCAACAGACUUCUCUGUUUGAAAGUUACACUGACUGGGACAGAGAAAUUAAACGCACGGUGGCUUCGGAAUGGAGAGUCUGCUCUGUCAAUGAGCGCUUCACCACUUCGUCAAGCCUCCCGGAAUAUUUUGUAGUCCCGUCCUCUCUGGCAGAUGAAGAUUUGAAACAACUGUCUCCUUCUUUUAAUGGGGGUCGGAUUCCUAUGUGGUGCUGGCAGCAUUCAAGCGGGAGCGCGCUGGUCAGAAUGGCCAAUGUCAGGCCCGGAGUCCAGCUGAGGAAGCACGACACCAGGAUUCUCAAGGCAAUAACUCAAAGUCACCCACAGAGGAGUGAAGUCUUCAAGUCUGACUUGGACAAGACGUUACCGUCGCUCCAGGAGAUCCAAGCUGCAUUUCACAGGCUGAAACAGCUGUGCAUCAGUGAUUUAUUUGAGGAGACUGAUGAGAAGUGGUCGUCUUCAUUGGAAAGCACUCGCUGGCUGGAGUACAUCAGGUUGUUUCUGAAGCACUCGGCGGAGCUGACCCAGUGGCUGGACAGCAAGCACAUAUCUGUGGUGAUUCAAGAGGAGGAAGGCCGUGAUCUAAGCUGUGUGGUGGCCUCAGUGGUCCAGGUAAUGCUGGACCCACAUUUCCGCAGCAUCCAAGGGUUUCAGAGCCUGAUCCAGAAGGAGUGGGUUAUCGCCGGCUACCGGUUCCUGGACCGCUGUAACCACCUGCAGAAAUCCGACAAGCAGGAGUGCCCGUUGUUCCUGUUGUUCCUGGACUGUGUGUGGCAGCUGCUUCAGCAGUACCCAGCCGCCUUCGAGUUCACAGAGACCUACCUGACCAUGCUGUACGACAGCACCUGGAUCCCGCUGUUUAACACCUUCCUCUUCAACUGCCAAUCCCAGCGGGUACAGCAGAGCCAGGAUUUUGCCAUCAAUGGGAACCUGCACUGUUCUGGGCCAGGGCUGAGGCUACCCAAUGUGUGGGAUUGGUCGCUGCAGUUUACAGAGAAGGAAAGGACUUUGUUCAACAACCCUCUGUACAUUGGGAAAACUGCCAGCUGUCUACAGAAUGGAACGAUUAAAACCUUCAGGCGAUCAAAGAGAAACUUCACCUCCUCUGUGUGCUCGCCUCUGUGCUCCGUCUACACCAUGAAGAAGGGCGUGCUCAGCGAGCAACAAGACUUUUUCCCCCGGAAGAACUCGAGUAUCCGGCGCACGGCUCCCGAGCUGACGCUCACUCUCCCGGACACGGCCGGCACUCUGCCCGCUGAGCGCUUCUUCAGGGACUGGGUCUCCAAACCCCUGGACCUACACGGGCUCCUGCUGCCACACUGCAGCAGCCCACACGUGCAGCUGUGGAAGCAGUGCUACCUGCGCUGGGUUCCCGAAGCUCAGAUCUCCAACGGCGGCUUCAUCAGCACUCUGUACCAGGUCUCCCUGCUGGCCGACGAGAUCCAACGCCUCCAGCAGUGCCUUCGGAGGUACAGAAACGACCCCCUCUCGCCCUCACCCCAGCCCGAGGGAGGCAACGUGUACUUCAGCCAGUGCGUCAGCGCUCCCGACUUUCUCUCCUCCUCUUUUCCCUUCUCCCCCAUUGGGAACCUGUGCAGACGCAGCAUCCUGGGAACGCCCCUGAGCAAAUUCCUGCAGAGCGGAGCCAGGACAUGGCCUUCCACUGAGACCCUGGCCAAUGAGGACUGAACUACAGCUCUUUUCCCCCCCACUCUCCCCACCACCCCAACCUGAGCAGCAGCUGAACCCACCAGCCAGUCUGCUCCCUCAGCUACCAGUGAAGGCGGACACUGGGAAUAGAUAUGCAAGAAGCUGCUUGAGUUAUUUGCACAGAUCUUUAAUGAGAAGGGCAACCAAGAAGGAAUGCUUUGUGAUGAGACACAUAGGCUGUUUUCUCCCACAAUCUGUGUAUGAACGAAACCUCAGGCUGUUUCACAGGACAGAUUGCUCUCAAAGCAGUGAUGACAGGAAGGAUCUCUCUGUGUUGACAUUGCUAAAGAGUGUUGCUGUACACAACAGGUACGGCCUUUAAUACAAGUCCUGAACUGUACUGUUCUCGCUCUGUGCAGAGCUCAGCCCAACCCCAGUGGGAGAGCUCAGCGCAGUCUGGGAAAGAACCCCCCCUCCCCCCACAAGCCUGGUACAUUACUCAGCCUUUGAGUUCCCAACUUCACAUGUCGCACCCUGUUUUACUUGUUUCUCACUCCCGCGCCUGCAGAUUGGCUGCUGGCCCUUUCUCUUCUGAUUCUAAUUUUAAUAUUCAGUUGCUGAAGCCUUAUUCCAGCCUGGUCCUUUUAGCCACAAUUGUUUAAUCCCCCUUGCCCCCCACAAGCUGCUGCUUUAUUCCAGUUCAGUCACUUGUCUCGGCCACAGGUGUCUGUCCUGCCAAGUUUCUGAUUGACAUCAGGCACUGGCGCAGACAGUGGCCACUGGAUUCUGGGUGAGUAUCAUUUGCUUACUUGCAGUUUGCUGGGUGUGGUAUUUGCAAGUGAGCAAAGUGCAAUUAGGAAUAUUAUUUUAAGCUAUAUGCGUGUUGUGCAGAUGGGAGAGGAGAUGAAAAACUGUAGAGCACAGGUCAACAAGUGGUGAUUCACUCGGCCUGUCCAGUGACUGUCUCCAUGCAGUGACUGCUGCAUUCUCCAAUUUCCUGUUCCUCCCCAUCUCCCACUCUGUAUCCUCCCAACUCGACCGUGGCACAGAUGUAAUGAUUUUGACGGAAUAAGCAGGGUGAGGGUCUGCCUUGUUCAGUGAUGUUUGUAGGGAAUGUGCGAUGCUGUACCUGGUGUUGCCAGAGACAUGGAAUUCUAAUGCAGUUUGUUGGAUCUGACCAGCUCCAGGAGCUGAGUAAGUACAAAAUAGGUGUUGGAAAGUGUUAUUCAAUUCCAUUACUUUAAUCAUUUGCUGACUCGCUUAGAUGUUAAACCCACAGCAGCCGGUGAGUGAGUUCUGCUGCUGCUCUACUAGGUAUUUUACUCCUUCCUGCACUUUCUCCUCACUACCAUUAAUUUCCAUUUGAUCCCCUUCACGUGUAAGUUCCUCUGCUUCAUCCUACUCAACAGAUGCUGACAUGACCACUGAAUCCUAAACUUUCCAAACCCCAGUUCUACUUAUGAACAGUUCACAUUGUGCCUUACGCGUUUUUGAUAGAAUCCAGGUGUGUGGCCGAAGACAGUCUGAAUUUCCUUGCAGCCCGACUUGUUGAGACUAAAAUAUUUUGACUUGCAUACAUGGGUAUGAUGGGGUCUGCACGUGUGGACCCAAUAAUGUCAUGGGUUGCUGAUAUGAAAGUUGGAUGGAUGUGUGCUUAUUUACUGCGUUUCAGUGCCUGGUCUGUGAUGAGCUUAUGGAUGCUGGGAGAGGACCUCAGACUGUGCCUGAGGACUGACUUUGCCCCUGGUAUCCUGAUCCUCAGCUGCUGGGAAAGUGGCACGAAUAGUGUUCAAUGCUUAGCGCUGGAAAUGAAUGGAAGCUUAGCUGUUUGUCAGAAUUCUGCAAGAGUGUGUGGUAUUUCCCAGGGUAUCUGUAGGCUGUUUAAUGAAAAUAAGUAUUGGGCUGUUUGAAAUGAGUUGUGAAUGUUUCGGAAGCAGAUUCAGUGCAAUUACACAUUCACUAAUAAUUGGCAGCAUUCAGCAUGCAAUAUUUAUUGUUUUAUGACCUAAAUAAAUGAUCUUAAACUGUUUUUACUAGAGAACCAUUGCAUCAAAGUAUUAACUGUAGACACUUAGCCGAGGGGUUGAGGAAAGCAAACUUGUCUUGUAGUUUUGAUGAUGUUUUAUGCUGACGGAAUGAUCACAAGUUACAGAGCUAUGGGGUGUGACUCUUGGCCUGGACUUGUGUAACUGGUGGUGGUGCAGUUGAGAGCAGUGACUGUGCAGCUCACCAGCACCUCCAGCAGGAAACUGAGUGUAACUGCAGCUGGUUGAAAAGCGGAGAUAAACAUUAUUGUGUUUAAUAACCAUAAAGGGACCUACAUCCAGUAGCUUCCACAGGACGAGGAAGCCCAGGUCCCUAGUGCCUUUAUAUAUCGUAGGAACUCACGUUGUCAACAUGCUCAGGCCAAACUUGAUGCGUGCCAAGCACGGGUAGGAUAGUUUCUCAAUUCUUGGGGUUUUCUUUGCUGACUAAAUACAAAUAAAAAAUAGGUAAAAGCACCAAUUCAUCUCUUGUGACUGCUGCUUCUGCAGCAAUCAAUAACUGCUCUCGCCUCAGUAAAAUGUGGUGAAAAUCCACAUUUUCUGGCAAAUUGGAUUGGAGAAGUGGUCAAGCAUGUGGAUACUUGCGAUGCAAUCCACGUACUUGUCAGUCUUAAGUCCAGUCCUGAUGAAAGGUUCCCAUAAUGAGAGUACAUUAGAGGACUCUCACCUUCAAAGGUUUGCUGACCGAUCAGAAAGGGAUUCAUGACCAAAAGAUGUCUUACUCCAAUCAGGAAAGGUGCAGUGGAGAUCUCCCUAUUGCCCCUAAUGUAGAGUGGGCCUACUGCCAGUGGUCGGUCAGCCUCAGAAUUCCCCGUCACAGCGGACCUGCUGGAUGGAAACGAUCCAACUGGGACAAGCAAGACAGAGGACCCUGCUGAGACCUCAGGGAGAUCUCUGUGGUUAAUGGUGAUUAGCCAGUGAGGGGGAAUCCAGAGACCAUGGUGCACUUCAACUUUCCCCUCCUGAUAGUCACUGAGGCUUGUAGACACUGCACAGGGGUUGACUGCUUUGGGGGCUAAGCUUUGCCACUUUAUAAAAUGGUUGUGCUUUUCCCACCUGAGUUCAGGUUAGGAGCACCCAAUAUUUACAAACAAAUGAUGUGCUUAUUGGCAAUAAAAGUUCUAGUUUUUCAAUAAAGUAGUAGCUGGUUAAUGCCAACAUUUUUCCAGGCGCCAAUUCCUGUUGCAAUAUAUUUGUGAAUCAAUCUGCUACAUGUGUUUAUAGUGCGUCUUCUCAAAUGUAAGUGUACUCUAUUUUUAUAAGACAAUGGUUUGGGAUGGAGUUUUGGAAUGCAGUGAUUGUAUUGAUUGCUGUAUAUUCAUUACCCGCUGUGGGUUCUGUUGUGCGAUUUUAUUUGAUUUCAAUUGCUUGUACUCUGUUAGCGGAUCAACACCAUCACACUCAAAAUAACCACAAAAUAAAUUGUCCCCUUUA
Messenger RNA from Callorhinchus milii (elephant shark), 5838 nucleotides. It is a transcript of the gene mtmr10, whose product is annotated as myotubularin related protein 10. Lineage: Eukaryota; Metazoa; Chordata; Chondrichthyes; Chimaeriformes; Callorhinchidae. The transcript has 16 exons. The record is from RefSeq and is a predicted model, not a curated record. The coding region runs from base 35 to 2398 and encodes 787 amino acids.